AUGUUCUCAGCAGUUCGAGGGUUGCGUUCCUCUACUAGGCCUUUCAGCUCAACCGGCAGAACGACCGAAACCCCGAACCCCCUCCCCGCAACCUUCUUGCGAGGAGGUACUUCCAAAGGCAUAUUUAUCAACCGUGACCAUCUUCCUGCCGACCGUUCUGCCUGGGAUCGCAUAUUUCUUGGAAUAAUGGGUUCCCCAGAUCCAGUUCACGGGCGGCAGCUCAACGGUAUGGGUGGAGGGGUGUCUAGUCUCUCAAAAAUAUGCGUUGUCGGCACCCCAUCCCCCAGCCAGAGAUCCCAGGGAAUCCGUGAUACCAGUAUAGACUACUCCGGAAACUGUGGUAACCUUUCCAGUAUGAUUGGUGCAUAUGCCUUGGACGAAGGAAUAUGUCGCGAUCCUGCCACCACUCUAGACGGCUCUCGUAUAACUAUCCGUUCCCUCAAUACCAACACCCAAAAAAUCAUCGACACCACUUUCCCCGUGAACGACGCAUUGGUUCCUGUUCUUGAUCUCCCGGAGACUUCUAUCGCCGGAGUUCCAGGCAACGCUUCCCAAAUAAUCAUGGACUUCGUAAAUCCCGGAGGAGCCAGGACUGGGAAACUACUUCCUACCGGUGAUCCUAUCAACUCUUUGACUGCUCCCAACGUCUCCGCAUCAUUAGUUGAUGCUACAAAUCCCACAGUAUUUGUUCGCUCAGACGAACUCGCGUCAUUUCUCCCAUUAUCCGACUAUCUGAGAGAACUCCUCGAGUCCAUUCGCCAGAGCGGUGCCGUGAAAAUGGGGCUUGAUCCACACGCUCAGGCUCAGCCAAAAAUUGCCAUACUCAGCGCUCCAAGCACCGAUGACGAUCACGCCCAGUCGGUUGAUGUCGUCGUCCAUGCCUUAUCAAUGGGUGUUCUCCACAAGGCCGUUCCAAUGACAGUCGGACUUUGCCUUGGUGUUGCGGCCAAUAUUCCCGGCACCAUUGCUUGGGACAUUGUUUCCGAAGCGCGAAAGAUCCGUCAAGGAGACGGUAAAUUAGUACGGAUACGGCAUCCCAGCGGAACUGUUGAUGUAGGGGCAGAAAUCUUGCCUGAUGGUCACGUAAAAAGCCCCAAAGUGGUGAGAACAGGCAGGAGACUCAUGAAGGGCGUUGUUUGGUGGUAA
Desarmillaria tabescens is the source of this 1146-nucleotide messenger RNA. RefSeq names its product PrpF protein. Lineage: Eukaryota; Fungi; Basidiomycota; Agaricomycetes; Agaricales; Physalacriaceae. The record is from RefSeq and is a predicted model, not a curated record. Bases 1 to 1146 code for a protein of 381 amino acids. The transcript is spliced from 3 exons.